This is a messenger RNA of Hippocampus zosterae (dwarf seahorse), 1546 nucleotides long. RefSeq names its product actin binding transcription modulator (gene abitram). Gene Ontology annotation, molecular function: actin monomer binding; actin filament binding. The record is from RefSeq and is a predicted model, not a curated record. Gene Ontology annotation, cellular component: dendrite; filopodium tip; nucleus. Gene Ontology annotation, biological process: dendrite morphogenesis; regulation of filopodium assembly; regulation of actin filament polymerization. Bases 331 to 852 code for a protein of 173 amino acids. The transcript is spliced from 6 exons. NCBI's taxonomy places the organism in Eukaryota, Metazoa, Chordata, Actinopteri, Syngnathiformes, Syngnathidae.
AUCCACUUUGUAACCCACCUUGAAUUCAAAUGAUGUCUUUUAAAUUAUCAUUGCCGACAAAUAUUUGCUAACCUGUUAGUUGGACUGUACAUGUCGAACUUUUGACAGAUUAACAUAAAUGAGCGGCCUUCUACAUUCCGUAUAUUUAAAAUUGACCAGGUUACUGCUUUUUGCGUGGACACGGAAGUAAAUAACCCGGAACCAUUUCCUAAACGUUUAUUUUCAGGUGCGGGCAAUCUUCUUGCGCUACACCGUUUUGUGACCGACGAGAAACAUACAGUUUCAGUUUCGAAUAAAGUGGAACAUCGUUUUUCCCUAUUAAUCUAUUUCAUGGAUGACGACGAGGAGCACAAAGACGGUGAAGCCGCCCCGCCUUCGGUCAUCGACCGUUACUACACACGAUGGUACAAAGCCGAUAUGAAAGGAAAGCCAUGUGAGGACCACUGCAUCCUUCAACAUUCAAACAGAAUAUGCAUCAUCACUUUGGCCGAGACUCACCCGUUGCUGGAGAAAGGACGAACCAUCUCAAACAUCGAUUACAAAAUCAGUAAUGGCUGCAGUCGCUUAAACAACAAAGUGUCCGGAAAGUCCAAGCGAGGAGGUCAGUUCCUUACCGAAUUUUCUCCUCUAUGUCGGAUAACAUGCACAGACGAAACCCAAUUUACCGUCUACAGCUGCAUCAGGGGACGACUUCUGGAGGUCAAUGAGAACAUUCUGGAAAGACCUGCUCUCUUACGGGAAAAGCGCUUUGUGCACGCAGCCAUCCACGGACGGCUACAUCGCCGUCAUCUUGCCCAAGUUCGAGGAGAGCAAAAGCCUCACAGAGAACCUUCUGAGCAGAGACGACUUUGAGAAGCUCAUCGCCGGACGGCACGCUGCGCAGGCAACGGGCGUGACGCAGCCGUCAUGAUGAAGCGUCGGGUGAAACUGAAAUUAAAUCGUGGAAGAAGAGUUGCACUUCGCCUUCAGGUCAGCAUACGCGCCACUUCAUAGCGUACAAAAAUGCCUGUGAAUGACAUUGUGAAAUGGUGCCAGCCAAUUCUCGACCAAGUCUGAAAAGACGUUUAAAAACGUCUUUGGGAGUGAAUAAGUUAAAAAGAGAAAGCAAGUCUACCAAUGAGGUCCAUCUGGAAAUGGGGGAAAAAUAUCUUGGUCAUGGUUCCGGAGUCUUUUUUUUUCUCAGGUCUAAUCAUGAUGGCAAAAGCAAUUUAAGUUAUGAGUUGACUGUUUUAUAACAUACCUCACCACCAUUUACUGCCGUCAGUCCAUGGCCAAAACAAAAAAAAAAUUCCCAAUAUAAUGUUCAAAAUUGCAGUCUUCUUUUGAAGAGUUUUUGUAAAUGGGACAAAAUGACUCUAAAAGGGCCACUUUCACUCAAAAUGGCCGACUUCCUGUGUCCUUUUGGACAUGGUCUCUUGAGACUUUGUCAAUGCUCAAAUUUCACAUUGCAUCUUGUAUUGGAUCAGCUAUCCUUCGGAGUUUGUAUAUGGAAAAAUCAUGUUUACUUUAAAACAACCAACGCUGAUUUAAUAAAAAAUAUUGUUUA